AUGUUGGGUUUCUGUUUGGCAGUUGCUGCCGCCACGGAUGCGGCGAAAACGAAGAUCACAUUCUUGUCCGCAGAGUACAAAUAUGAUGGGAAUUAUGCGGAAUACUUUGGCCUGGCUCCUGGCCACACGCAACUGCUUGUUGGCAAUCUAACGAAACCGUUGCAAAACCUUUUCCUAGACAUUCGAACGGCCAACGAGGAGACGCAGAAGGUCAUUUAUAAGUUUGAGAACUUUCCCUUGUGCCGGUUCCUCGACAAUCAUCUGAUCGCUCAGUUAUACGCCCGCUGGUAUGAUGCAAUCGUGGGAAACACCACGCCAAUCAAGUGUCCCGUUCGGCCGGGCAUUUAUCACUUUCAAAAUAGAUUAACCCCAAGCCUGCUGCCAAAUUUUCAUCCAGCUGGAAGCUAUCGCAUAGCAAUACAAGUGAAAUCCACAAAUGGCCAAGGACCCUUUAUUGUGGCGCUUGCCUGGCAUUAUCGUGUCAUAAAGAAGUAA
Messenger RNA from Drosophila subobscura, 495 nucleotides. RefSeq lists its product as uncharacterized. Lineage: Eukaryota; Metazoa; Arthropoda; Insecta; Diptera; Drosophilidae. The coding region runs from base 1 to 495 and encodes 164 amino acids. The transcript is spliced from 2 exons. The record is from RefSeq and is a predicted model, not a curated record.